Molecule: messenger RNA, 417 nt
Organism: Entrophospora sp. SA101
Lineage: Eukaryota; Fungi; Glomeromycota; Glomeromycetes; Entrophosporales; Entrophosporaceae
Source: the annotation of a GenBank genome assembly
AUGUCUUGGAGAAAUCAAUUAUCAAAAAGUUUAAAAGAACUUCGUAUACAUUUUUGUCAAACUUCUCCUUCUAGUAAAGGAGUUCGAGAAUUUAUCACAAAUAACUAUUUAUCAUUAAAAGAGGCUAAUCCAAAAUUUCCGAUUCUAAUUCGUGAAGCAAGUGGAAUAGAAGCUCGUUUUUUUGCUAGAUAUGAUUUUGGAGAAGAGAAAAAAAUUGCUUUAAAUAAUCUCUCAGCUAGAGAUGUUGAAUCUAAAUUAGAAGAAUUGGUUAGGAACAAACAUUACUUCCUACUUUGGUAUUUAAAAUUAAACCAACAAUUAAACCAUAAAGACCCAAUUACUUCAACAAAAAUCAAUAUUAAAAUCAUUCCUACAAAUAAUCUUUGUUGUUGUGCAUGCCCUCUUACACACUUUUGA